AUGGAUUUAAUAUUACCAUUAUCAACACAUUUAAAUCUUGGUCCAUUAAAGUCAAACACCAUUAACCUAGAUGAAUGUACAAUCAAUAUUGAAUCAAUCAUCUACACUGCAGACCAACAUGUUCUACUUAACAAAUUCUCAAUUUGCAACAAAACAAUUGACCCUAGUAAAUAUUUAAAACUUGAUUUAUGGUUAUCCCAUAUUGGUUCCAUUAAACUAAAUGAUGAAAUUAUAUCUGCAAUUUCAUUAGUUCCUACCAAUAGUACCAACCCCGCAACAAUACCUAUCACUCUACCUACCACUUUACCUACCAUUGAAAUAAAUAAAUCAUUCGAAAACAAAUGCUCACAUUUAUUAAAAAACUUAAUUAUUCAAAUCCAAUCACACCUCAAUUAUAAUCUUAAACAAACAUGUAACAUUAACUUUAUAAACAAUGAAAAUCUAAAUUCUACAAUCAAAAAUUUAAUGAAAAAGAAAUUAUUGAGUUUACAUCUUUCUGCAAGAACCAAAUAUGCACCAGAAACCAAUCAAUGCUAA
Dictyostelium purpureum is the source of this 537-nucleotide messenger RNA. RefSeq lists its product as uncharacterized. The record is from RefSeq and is a predicted model, not a curated record. The transcript has 3 exons. Bases 1 to 537 code for a protein of 178 amino acids. Lineage: Eukaryota; Evosea; Eumycetozoa; Dictyosteliales; Dictyosteliaceae.